Molecule: messenger RNA, 1895 nt
Organism: Thermothelomyces thermophilus ATCC 42464
Lineage: Eukaryota; Fungi; Ascomycota; Sordariomycetes; Sordariales; Chaetomiaceae
Exons: 2
Coding region: 230-1879 (549 amino acids)
Biological process (GO): base-excision repair
Cellular component (GO): nucleus
Molecular function (GO): catalytic activity; DNA binding
Source: RefSeq, a predicted model, not a curated record
CCUUUCUGUGGCUUUGGGGUCCUUAAAAACGCCUUGUUUGGUUUGCUCAAAUGGUCGCUCGUCACAGGGAAUUUUCCUGGGGGGAAAUCGUCAUCUCCCUUUAUUUUUCCCGCGUUUCGAAUUAUCAUCUCAACAAACCGUGACAGCCCAUCUUUUUUAUUACCAUAUUUGCUGGAAUGAUACUACGCAUCAACCCACCAGGCCCAUCCACACCGGUCAUGUUACAGAAAUGUCGAGCCAUGAUAUAGCUAGCUACUUGUCAGCCAAUGACCUCCUCUAUGGAUUCGAUAUCUGCGAUGAAGAAACCAGGCAGUUCCUCGCUUCGCUCAUCAACUCUGGCCGCGCGCCGCAAACCGAGAUAAACGGAUUGCGGGACCUCAGUCUUUUGCGCGGGGCUGAAGAAUGGGACAUGCUAUUCGAAUGCGCCUCUAAUUUGCGAAAGAGGGGCGAAAUUUCAGGACAAACGAUUGGCGAAGACGCGAAGAGUUCUUUGGUACCGUUCCUGGAGCUACUCCUAAACGGUCCAUCUGGUACCGGUGUUUCAGGACUUGCUUUAAGGUACCAACGGCCAACGUCGAGAAGCGCCAGAGAAAAGCGCGAAACCCGAACGCGGAGGAGUAGAGAUUCGCGACAGGGUAGUACUUCGCACUUCUGGGGGGACGACGAGGGCGGAGCUUCGAAGGUUGCGCCGAAGCAGCGGCAUCAAGCCAUUCACUCGUUUCCCAUCCCGACUGGAGUGGGCAACCAAGUUUUCGAUGCCACCGGCUGCAGUUCGGCAGAGAAACAUCAUGUUGGUUCUGCCUGCGUCGUAGUGUUGGAGAAGAAAGGUGUCUCAUCAACCGCAUCGGUGGCUCCCGCGAGGGCUGGCCAAAAAUCACCCGAGAGCAUUACUAAGGAACAGGAAAACCCGAGCCUGCUGUGCUCACCAAACCAGCCAGCCAACUCGCACGCCGAGGUCACAAAGACGAUAGGGCGAGCAGUCAAGGCCGCAGGUGGAUUGAAAUCUCCGUUCUUUGGCACCACGACGCCUACGAGAGGAGGGCAGCCGAAGCCGGGACCCAGCCCGCCAUCAACGGCAAAGAAGUCUCGUCCACCACGAGGUAUCGUUUCAAGCCUUCCCAUACCGCCCCUCACCGCCGACCGAUUCGGCCUGAUCCAAGAGGAGCUGGCCGACGACCCGUUCCGCCUGCUCAUCGCGGUAACCUUCCUCAUCCGGACUCCUGGCAGGGCAGCUAUCCCUGUGUUCUGGCAGCUCAUGGAGCGUUUUCCCACGGCCGAGGCGCUCGCCGCGGCGGACCCAGCAGAGGUUACGGCACUGAUCCGCCCGCUUGGCUUGUCCGCCGUACGGUGCGCGGCCAUCCAAAACUACGCCCGCAGGUGGCUGGAGAGGCCGCCGACCAGGAAUGUGCGGUAUGGGGUCAAGAACUACCCGCGGCCGGGCGACGCACGGCAUGUGCGGGCGGGAGAGGAGUUCGGCCCGGAGGACGACGGAGCCGACAUGUUAGACGGUCGGCAGCCGGCAGAUGCCGCGGCCGAUGCGAGGGAUAGGGCAGUCGGCUGCGCUUGGGAGAUUGGGCACCUCACACAAGGCCCGUAUGCGCUGGACUCGUGGCGCAUCUUCUGCAGAGAUGUGCUGCUUGGCCGGUCAUGCCACUGGACGGGGAAAGGGAGCCCGCCGGAGUUUCAGCCCGAGUGGAUGCGUGUUCUGCCACGGGAUAAGGAGUUGAGGGCGUGCUUGCGGUGGAUGUGGAUGCGAGAAGGUUGGGAAUGGGAUCCUCUCACGGGUGAACGGGAGCCUCUUCGAGAAGAUUUGCGUCUUGCGGUGAACGAAGGUCGGGUUGGCUACGACGAUGGUGGUAAUCUGGUGAUUCUUCAAUAGUUGGGCGCCGAGUACC